Messenger RNA from Saccostrea cuccullata (small rock oyster), 381 nucleotides. Its product is annotated as anoctamin-1-like. Bases 1 to 381 code for a protein of 126 amino acids. Gene Ontology annotation, biological process: chloride transmembrane transport. The transcript is spliced from 3 exons. Gene Ontology annotation, molecular function: chloride channel activity. Gene Ontology annotation, cellular component: plasma membrane. The record is from RefSeq and is a predicted model, not a curated record. NCBI's taxonomy places the organism in Eukaryota, Metazoa, Mollusca, Bivalvia, Ostreida, Ostreidae.
AUGAAACCCACUCUUGGUGACUUUACUCUCAAUGAGUACACAGAGAAAGUCAUACAAUAUGGAUUUUUAAUGCUGUUUGCAGCCUCCUUUCCUUUAGCUCCUCUGAUGGCCAUUCUGCUGAAUCUGAUAGAUAUAAGGAUCGAUGCCAGGAGAAUGUUGUGGAGUAAUAGACGUCCUAUAGCCUACAUUAGGCAGGACAUAGGUAAAUGGUAUGGGAUUCUUAACUUGGUGAACACAAUAGGAGUGAUAACCAAUGGAUUCCUGAUUGGGUUUACAUCCUACUGGGCCUCUGACUUUGACACAGCCACCAAACUCUGGAUUGUGUUAGGUUUUGAGGUAAUUUCUUGCCAUACCAACAAAUUGAAUUUGAGGUCAAUGUGA